AUGAUAUCGAAGAAUAUCAACACCAAAGUUUGGGAGGACUUGCAGGUGCAUUGGGGGAAGCAGGAGACUAAGGAAAAGUCCACAAAAAACUCAGCCAACCGCAACAGUGAUCGUGGCGGGAAAGGUGUUUUUGUCCACAACUUCGGGGCUUGCAGUAUGUUUUCUAAGGAGGAUCAGCUUGUUGAAGCAAAUGGCGGUAAUCCCGUUGAUCAUGUUGAUGUCAUGAGGGAAGCAUAUACUAACAAGAAGACAUGCGGAAUUCAGGAUCCCCUCAUCAGAGAUGUCAUAGAGUUGGUGCAAACCAAAAAAGCAGAACUCCUAGCUUCUCAGCCGAUGAACUCUAAGGACGAUUCUACGGCAGCUUCCAGCAACCUUUGCCGACUUCAAAUCAACGAAUUGGAGGAACAAACGGUUCCAAAGAAGAAAGGACGCUUGGUCGGUUUGGCUCGUCGUGCGUCUUCGUGUCCUUCUUCUUCACAAACUCCAUACACAGAUCCCAUAAUCGUGGAGCAGCUGCAGAACAAGGAUGAGCGGAUUGAAGCGUUAGAGACGCAGAACGCUACAAUUCUUGCGGAAUUGGCGGAUCAGAAGAAGAUCAACAACGAGAUCAUUGAGAAGAUGAAGUGUUUAUUCCCAAAUGAAUUUUAG
This is a messenger RNA of Brassica napus (rape), 648 nucleotides long. RefSeq lists its product as uncharacterized. The coding region runs from base 1 to 648 and encodes 215 amino acids. Lineage: Eukaryota; Viridiplantae; Streptophyta; Magnoliopsida; Brassicales; Brassicaceae. The transcript has 3 exons. The record is from RefSeq and is a predicted model, not a curated record.